GGGGUGUUAGUGGGUGUUAGCGUAUUUUAGUAAUACCCGUCCCCUAUUAGAAGUACCUUUUGGCGAAAUUUUUUUGAAAAUUCCCCUAUAGGUAGGUAUAAGGCAUGCACCAAUACCAAUCAUUAUUGAAGAUAUUGUACAAUAUUAUUGGCUAUCCAAUAAUAUUGUGUCCCAAUGUUAUUGUAUAUAG
Molecule: messenger RNA, 190 nt
Organism: Didymodactylos carnosus
Lineage: Eukaryota; Metazoa; Rotifera; Eurotatoria; Philodinida; Philodinidae
Source: the annotation of a GenBank genome assembly